Molecule: messenger RNA, 753 nt
Organism: Durusdinium trenchii
Lineage: Eukaryota; Dinophyceae; Suessiales; Symbiodiniaceae
Source: the annotation of a GenBank genome assembly
AUGACCAAGACUGGCUAUUUGAUUGGCAUGUGUCCGUUGUUUCUUGGGAUGGAAGUUCGUAUUACGUGCAUCUUGCCGGAGCCCUUGUUGACGCGUGAGCUACCUUGCAUCGUGCGGCGCAUAGAAUUGCAUCCCAAAGAACCUCCAACCCCACCUGGAGCAGCUUGCGUGGUUCUGCAGUACCAACCGCUUGGAGUCUUGAUGGAGGUCGCAGACAAAGAUUACGGUCAGUUUCGGGUCCCUGGCGACGACGUGCCCAAGGGUCAUUUCUAUGUCAGGCCUGUGUUCAACAAGCAAUCGGCCUGGGUCUUUGAAGUUGUGCCCAAGCAGAAACUUCGACGUGUUCGGAAACAGGUGCCCUUGGCUCCACAGCGAGCGCUGACUCAUUUUGGCAUCGCUGCGAGAUCUGGCCUGGUCGCUUUUCUGAACCAACCUCCCUGGAUGAUGAAGGACGGAGAUUACGGUUUGGCCCUCUAUGUCAUGUUGUCACGAGCAACGACGUUGAGCGAUCUAUGGCUCAUUGGAGUACCUGAGCGCCCAUAUUUCGAAGGCUUCUUGCAUGAGCGCAACAAGACUUUGGUGGAUCGUAUGAGGCUCUUUGAACGUCUGUCUGUGGAGAGUGAGCCAGCAGCGGAAAAAUACAUCCAGAAGCUGGAUUGGAGGCAAAAUGCUUACGUGAACCGCACGCUCGGUGUUUCUGGGGUAGGGCAAGCAAAGCGGCGGAGGCUGACAGGCAAGACUGCGGUGGCCUGA